AUGCAUCAUGAGCAUAUCAUGACUGCAUUGAAGGCCGGAAAGGCCUGUCUCACAGAGAAGCCCAUCGCUGACAACCAGAAGGAACUCCAGGAGCUCAUUGAUUACGUUAAAACCGUAGAAGUGCCCUUUCGUGUUGGGUAUCAGCGUAGAACUGAUCCCAAUUUCCGUGUACUAAAGCAACAGAUAGAAAUGGGUAGAGUUGGGGAGCCUCGCAUUAUCAAUUGUACUUCUCGCGACAAUCCGGAACCUCCUAUGGAGUACUUGGAGGUCUCUGGAGGUAUAUUCCACGAUAUGCUCACUCAUGACUUCGACAUGAUACAUUUCCUCACCGGUCAAAUACCAGAGUCUGUGUAUUCCAUUGGGCAUGCCUACAACCCCAAGAUCAAGGCUAUGGAUGAUGUAGAUACGGCUAUGGUGACGUUGAAAUAUCCCAACGGUCUGCUUGCCACUGUUAACACAAGUCGCAUUGCUCCAUACGGCUAUGACCAACGCGUUGAGGUCUUUGGGCCCAAGGGCAUGGUGACCGCUGAAAAUCAGCGGGAGUCUACUGUUACAGUAGCGACCGAUCUAGGUUACCAGAGUGCUAGAGCUGACUACAGUUUCCCUGAGAGAUACCCUGCGGCCUAUCUCGAGAGUGAUGCUCAGUUCAUCAAAAUGGUCAUUGAAAAGACGAAGGAAGAUCCAGCUGAGAACGAUCGAUUCGUUCUCCUCGACAAGGUUGCUCGUGCUGCCGAGAAGUCCCUUCACGAGAACCGCGUUGUUCUCCUAACUGAGUUCGGAAACUAA
This is a messenger RNA of Perkinsus marinus ATCC 50983, 786 nucleotides long. Its product is annotated as oxidoreductase, putative. The transcript is spliced from 6 exons. Bases 1 to 786 code for a protein of 261 amino acids. Gene Ontology annotation, biological process: NADPH regeneration. NCBI's taxonomy places the organism in Eukaryota, Perkinsozoa, Perkinsida, Perkinsidae. Gene Ontology annotation, cellular component: cytoplasm. Gene Ontology annotation, molecular function: nucleotide binding; oxidoreductase activity. The record is from RefSeq and is a predicted model, not a curated record.